AUUCAUGAUUUGGUCAUACGAUACCGUCUUUUCAAUAAAAUCCCAACGGGUCAAUUCUUACACUUUUUAAUGCCAUUUCAGCUUUGUUCUUUCCUUCACCCGUAAUAGAAACCAAUUCAUUUUGAUUCGCCAGUGUUUAAUUUAGUUUGGCGGAGGAAAGAUUUUUUUAACGUGCACACGUAUAGCUCUAUCAAAUGUGUCAUAUUUUAGAGAAGACUGCCAGAUUUAAUCAUUACACGGACACAGUGUAACGUAAAUAUUUGUGAUUUACUGUUUGUAGGAUAAUCAAAGUGACUUCUCAGAAAAAAAAUCGUAAGGAAACGUGCAUUAUUUAAGUUACAAUGAGUGCUGUGAAAGUGAAACCUGUUGUGCCGAUACCAAAACGGACACAUGGAUUUUCUAUAGAUUCUAUAAUGAGCCGUGAUGAUCACGACAAAAAUUCGUCGGAGGAAGAUAGUGACCAAGGAGAUGAUCCAAGGGGACGUUCACCGGCGACGGAUGAAGAUAUUUUUUCCGUCGGAUCUCGAAUUCCACCAUUGCAUCCGUCGCUACCAGCGCACGUGCAGCAACUGUUGUUACGUGAUUCCGGCGGCAGGCCGAGUCCAGAGCAUCUGAUUGCGUUGCAGUCCCAAGCAUGGGCGUUUGGAAACCAACAAGUAGGUGCUUUUCCGGGGCUAGGGCUGAACGCUGCCGCUAUAGGAGGUAUACCCCCGCAAAUUGGACCAAGGGGUCCUCUGCAGCAUGGUUUCCCGACGCACCCAAGUGUUUUAGCAGCUGCGGCUAUGGCCGGGCGAGAUCCCCUGUCUAUGUACCCUCCGUGGAUGAUCAACAAGCACGGUCCCGGGUUACUCGGCUAUCCUUUCGGCCAUCCGGAAGCUGGUCUCUUCUUUCACCCAUACCGGAAGCCGAAACGCAUUCGGACCGCUUUCUCACCAUCCCAGCUUCUAAAGCUGGAACAUGCCUUCGAGAAGAACCAUUAUGUUGUUGGUCAAGAGAGAAAGGAGCUGGCCUCAAAACUUAGCCUCACAGAGACACAGGUAAAAGUAUGGUUCCAGAAUAGAAGAACAAAGCACAAACGAGUAAAAUCAGAUGAUGAAGGUGACGGAGAUGGUGAAGGUGAAAAUGAAGAUAUAUCAGUAGAUGAUGAUGACAUCGCUACGCCAUCUAGAAUAGAUAGAGAUAGGUUGUGAAAUGGAUGUGCACAGCUGUUAUGACCAUCGUAGCACUUGAAAUUAUCUUUUAUAGUGAAGCAGAUAAUGUCGUGAUAUGACAUGGAAAUACGUCAUGAUAGUUCUCGAGAAUGUGUACAUGCCUAAUGAAAGACAGGUUAAGAUAUAUUGCACUAUUUGAAUAAAGGAUAGAUUAUGGAUGUUCAGUGUCCAGACAUGCUUGUACAGAAAGAGGUGCCAUUGACUCAAUGGAUAUAUAGAAUACCAAAGUAAAAGUCCAUAGAACAAGAUGAUGGUGCUGGUGUAAAAUGUUCUGAAUGGUAUUGUCUUGUUAGCUGAAAAAAUGGGGGAAAAACAAAGGAACAGACAAUGGAUAUUACUUGCUUAUUAUAACGUUUGAUUUGUGACUGCAUUUACAAUAUUCAGAUGAUGAAAUAUCAAAGGAGAUAAAAUCGACAAUCGAUAUUCAGGUAUGUGUUGAUGCAAGGAGGCACGGGCAAUACCAUUUCUUUCUUUCUAUAACAUAUUGCAAAUAAUAAUGAAAUGUAAAUAUUCUAUUUCGUCGCAAACAACUAUAUAUUUUUGUUUGGUUUUGUCUCUUCUAUAUAUACUAGAUAUAUUUCACAAAUCAUUUACUCUUUAUGAGAAAAAAUACGAUUUUUAUAUUGAACUUAUAUAUAUUUGAAUAUCUUCACAGAUUCGCUUUUGUUGGAUGUGUUACACAAAUAAAAAGAAUGAGAAUAUA
Molecule: messenger RNA, 1914 nt
Organism: Mercenaria mercenaria
Lineage: Eukaryota; Metazoa; Mollusca; Bivalvia; Venerida; Veneridae
Product: homeobox protein EMX2-like
Exons: 3
Coding region: 342-1190 (282 amino acids)
Biological process (GO): brain development; neuron differentiation; regulation of DNA-templated transcription
Molecular function (GO): DNA binding; DNA-binding transcription factor activity, RNA polymerase II-specific
Source: RefSeq, a predicted model, not a curated record